Caenorhabditis elegans is the source of this 3157-nucleotide messenger RNA. It is a transcript of the gene nmr-1, whose product is annotated as LITAF domain-containing protein. The record is from RefSeq and is marked reviewed. NCBI's taxonomy places the organism in Eukaryota, Metazoa, Nematoda, Chromadorea, Rhabditida, Rhabditidae. The coding region runs from base 3 to 3080 and encodes 1025 amino acids. The transcript is spliced from 19 exons.
AUAUGUUCCGAAUAUCAGUUAUAUUUAUUUGGAUAUUUUUACAAUUGGGAUACACAAUAGACUAUAAAGUAUCAGUUUUAAUUGUUUCUGAGCCGAAUCAAGAAACUUUCAAAGAAUUGAAAGUUUCCGUUACGGCGGCAUUCGUGGAAGUUUUUGGAAGCACAUCAUAUCACUUGGGGAAUGACACUAUUUCCGCAGCUUUUGUAGAUGCAAAAAGUGGAGAUAAUCGUCUGGAAUUGACUCAGGAUAUUGUGUGCAGCCAGAUGCUCAAUCACUCAUUGGCUUCUGUUAUAUUUUCUCCAUUACUGACAUCAUCUUCAAGAUUUAUUGAUUUGGUUACAUCAUCAGCAUAUACACUUUCAUUUUACAAACUUCCAGUUGUUGGAGUAAUGGUUAGAGAUGCAGAGUUUAGUAAAAAGAAUAUCUAUCCCACAUUUGUUCGUCCAACGGCUCCACUUUCAGAUGAAGCAUUUGUAUUUCUACAUAUGCUAUUAAGCUUGAAAUAUCGACAGGUUGUGGUAUUAAGUGUGAAAAGAGAUAUAAAUGCCGAUCAAUUUGUGGAAGAGUUUGAAAAACGGCGAGUUGAAUUCAAAAUAAUUGUUCAACGUUACAUUGAGGUAGAGCUGAACGAGAACUUGAAUGACACAUUGGCUGAGAGUUUCGAGGAAGUUACAUCUAAUAUCAUUGUGCUUUUUGCAAAAAAAGACGAUGCAGUACGUAUAUUUGCAAAUGCUGGCGAUCUUACUGGAAAAGGAAAAGUAUGGAUCGUGAGUGAAAGUGCUGGUGAAGCUCAUAAUGUUCCAAAUGGAUCACUUGGAUGUCGACUCGGACAAACUGCAUUUUCAGUUUUAAGAGAUUCAUUUUCAAUUCUGAAAUCUGCCAUGGAAACUAUAUUUCGAGAAUCGAAAAUAGAUAUCUUCCCGCCAGUAGAAUGUGAUCGAGAUAGUGUAGAUGCUGAAUGGAAUUCCCUUCAAGCACCUGCUCUAUUAAAUGAAAUAUGUGGAACAUCAACUAGUCGUGUGCAUUUUAAUGAUAAAUGUGAACGAAUUGGAGUCGAAUAUGAUAUUAUUAAUUUUCAUAUGGAGAGGAAACAAGUUGGAAAUAUGGUUGGUGAUAUCCUUAGACUUGAUGAAGAUUCGAUUGAAUGGGCUGGUGGUACGAAACCUCUAGAAAUAUCUCUUCCAAAACAUCUUCGCGUGGUUACUGUAGCUGAUCCUCCAUUCGUUUAUACAACUCCAAUUGGCUCACCGUCUCAGUGUGCAGAGCUAGGAAAUACUGUAGUCGAAUGGUCGAUAUUCGAUAAAAUUGUUGUGAGUGGACCUUGGUACUCUUGCCCGUUGACUUUGGAAAAUUCAACUGAAUAUUUUUGCUGUGCAGGAUUAGCGAUUGACCUUUUAUCAAAUUUGUCACUUCCUGAGGCAAAUAACUCAAUCGAUACAAGUUUCACUUUUUCCCUCCAUCUCAAUGAAUCCUAUGGAGUUGUACAAGCCUCAGAGACAACCGGAAUAACUAUAAGUGGAGUGAUUGGCGAGUUGGAUGGUGAUACGGCUGACAUGGCAAUUGGUGGAAUUACAAUCAAUCCUGAAAGAGAGAGAAUUGUAGAUUUUACUGAACCUUGGCUUUAUCAUGGUAUCAGGAUUUUAGAGAAAAAUAUUCCCAGAGACUCUCCAAUGCAAUCAUUUCUUCAACCUCUACAAUCCUCCCUCUGGACUGCACUCUUCAUUUCUGUGAUACUUGUUGGCCUUGCCAUCUACUGUUUGGAUUUCAAAUCACCAUUUGAAAGAUUCUAUCAAGCUGAUAAGGAAAUGGAGCAGGACCUGAAAAAAGAGUUCGAGCUUUGGAUUGGGAAGGAUGCUGAUGAAAACGUGAAUUUUGGAGAAGCAAUGUGGUUUGUUUGGGGAGUUCUGUUGAACAGCGGAGUUUCAGAAAAGACUCCAAGAAGUUGCUCGGCUCGUGUUCUGGGGAUAGUUUGGUGCGGAUUUUGCAUGAUUAUGGUUGCAUCAUACACUGCAAACCUCGCAGCUUUUCUGGUUUUAGAUCAACCUGAAAAAGGUUUAACAGGAGUCACUGAUCCACGGCUCCGAAAUCCAUCUGCAAACUUUUCAUUUGGAACGGUUUUGAACUCAAAUGUCUAUCAAUACUUCAAAAGACAUGUGGAAUUAUCAUCCAUGUUUCGAAAAAUGGAACCUCAUAACGUGCGGCGAGCUUCAGAGGCUGUGCACUCUCUUCUCAAUGGUUCAUUGGAUGCAUUUAUAUGGGAUUCAACUCGACUGGAAUUUGAAGCAGCACGACACUGUGAGCUAAGAACACGUGGCAGUUUGUUUGGAAGAAGUGCCUAUGGAAUAGGAUUACAAAAGAAUAGCCCAUGGACACCUCACAUCACUUCUGCUAUUUUAAGAAUGUCCGAAAGUGGAGUUAUGGAAAAAUUGGAUCAGAAAUGGAUUGAUAGAGGUGGUCCAAAUUGUGUAGUUGAGGCUCAUAAGUCACCAGCAAGACUUGGGCUUGUGAAUAUGAAGGAUAUAUUCAUACUUGUAUCAUCGGGAGUUGCAUUGGGGAUAUUUCUGAGUUUCGUCGAGGUUUCUUAUGGAAGACGGCUAGCUGAUAAAGGGCGUCGCCGAAGAAUUGUUACCCGGUAUUUCCAAAAAUGGCAUGACCUCACACUCGGAAAAAAGCGACGUCCCUAUCGAUUGAAAUAUAAUUUAGAUCGAAUGAUUGUUAGGAGAGGAUUCUCAGGUCUUGAGCGGUGUUCAUUCCAAGAAUUACGAGAACGAAGGCAAAUUCGAGGCCUACCAACGUCAAAAGUCGAUCCAUAUUGCUUUUGGCCUGAUUUAGAUUUUAAAGAUAAACCUUUGGUUUUGUUUUGUUCAAGAUGUAGGAACAUCGUGGAAUCAGAUGUGCAUCGCGAAACGGGUCUCUUUGCUUUUCUCUCGUGUUUUCUGUUUGCAAUUCUCUUUCUGUGGCCAUGCUCUCCACUUCCUUGCUUUUUGAGCUCAUUCAGUGAUUUUGUGCACAUUUGUCCAUUGUGUUCUCAUAUUAUGGGAAGGUUUCGAAGAGCAAGAUCAACUAGAUUUUAUGUGUGAAUUUGGCAUUUCAUGCUUCUAUUAUUGCAAUCAAAUUGUAAAUAUUGUCAACUCGAAUAAACAUUUAAUUUAUUUUA